Molecule: messenger RNA, 3735 nt
Organism: Silurus meridionalis
Lineage: Eukaryota; Metazoa; Chordata; Actinopteri; Siluriformes; Siluridae
Gene: pxdc1b
Product: PX domain containing 1b
Exons: 5
Coding region: 472-1176 (234 amino acids)
Molecular function (GO): phosphatidylinositol binding
Source: RefSeq, a predicted model, not a curated record
CACAUGGAACUUAACGGGAAAGGAGGAAGGGGAGAAAUGUUCACAAGUGUCAGAUUGUGUCCCUAAACCUGAUCAACCAAAUGUAGACUCGAAGCAGCAUAUGGCACCUCCUAUAGCCAGGGGUCUGGGCUCGCAUAGUGCACUGAAGGGAGAGAAUGGUCGGUGUAUUAGGACACGGCCGGGUGACAUAACGGUCCACAAACACACACGCUUGAAAAACUUUUUUAGGUGCUGGCAUAGACUUUCGUUCGCAAGUGUCACAAUCACAUUGCCUUGUGAGUGUGACAUGUCAUAUCAUCCUGCCACGUUUCGAUCUGCGUCAGGAGGCUUUGCUCAGAUGUCAUCGGUCUCGCCUCGUCGUUUCAAUGGUCAAGACUUUGUCGCGUCAAACUUUCCUUGUUUUGAGUCGACCAUAUUUGGUCUCGUAGCUUCAAAAUAACGUGCCGUUUAGAGAGUUGCGAACUUUAUGGAAUGGCAUCGGCGGUGUUUGAGGGAACCUCCCUGGUCAACAUGUUUGUAAAAGACUGCUGGGUUAACGGCAUCCGCAAGCUGAUCAUAAACCCGCGGGGUGAAGAAGAGGAGUUCUUUGAUAUACGGACCGAGUGGUCGGAUAGAAGCGUCUUGUACCUCCACCGAAGUUAUGCGGAUUUAGGACGACUUUUUAAAAGACUCUUGGAAUGUUUCCCGGAAGACAGACGAGAUUUGUCUAAGUCUUCUUUAAUAGAAGGUCUCAUAAAGAUUAAAGAAGCAAAGAACAUUGAGGUCAGGCUGGAAGAGGUAGAGAGGCUGCUAAAGACUGCCAUCAAUAUGCCUUGGAAGUUUUCCAGGUCAGAGGUCGUCUUAACUUUUUUUGAACGUUCAGCACUAGAUCAGGUUCUGAGGAAUGACAACAUCCACAAGAUACAGCCAUGCUUCCAGAGCCCCAUCAAAAUAUCAGAGAUUAUGAGGUCAAAUGGGUUCUGCCUGGCAAACACAGAGACCAUUGUAAUUGAUGAGAAUGUUCCUCAGGAUAAGAAUCGACCAUCCUCUGCUGACUCAGCACAUCACUCGUAUGACGAGGAUGGGAAAGAGUGUCAGUCUUCAGAGCAAGACCUCAGUGAUGAUGACACAGAGGCAUAUGUCACCAACCUGUCUUACUACCACCUAGUACCCUUCGAGACAGAUAUCAUGGAAUAAAGGGACAUUGUACUGUGAUGAUGAUAUGCAGAUGCCUUAAAUCUCCACUCCAACAGUACAAAAAGCUUGCUAGCAGUGUUUAUGCAUGGCUGAGUGUUGGGCUUGUGGAUACAGACAUUCCAUUAGGUUGUUAACACACACCUGCGAGUGUUGCUAUGCUGAUCAGUGCCUAUGAUGUUCUUUUUACUUAUGUGGUUUUGAAAUCCGUUCCAAGUUAAAGGAAAUGCUUCCAGCCAGUUAGCAUUAUAAGUGAAUGAUUAAGUACAUCUCUAAAAAUCUUAAAGCAUAGUUGUAACUUGGUUCUAAUGUAGAGAGGAUGCAUUCAGAAGCAUAUUGAUGCAGUUGAGGAAGACAGAGCUAUUGCAAGCAACUCUAUGAUCUGACAAUACAGCAUCAAGCAUCAUAAUACUAGAAAAAGUUAACUGUCACAUGUUAUAGUAAUGUUAAGAGAUUUAAGAGAGAGUCAACAUCUGGAUUUGUUGAUGUCUUCUGGUAAUAUAAAAGGUUAUGCUGUUGCCACAGUGGAAUGUAGAUAAGAGACUAAAGGUAAUGUAAAACAUUACCUUUACACAUAACACACUCAUCUUACAGUCUUGUUUAUCGGGGCUAUUAAUUGUAACCAUUAGGACAGACAGUGAGAGGGGCAGAGAUACAGGCAGGUAAACAUUCAUUUAAGUGCUUAAUACUAAAAAUAUACCAGGUUAAAUAAGCCAAACAGUGAACACAAGGUAAAACAUCUCAUUGUCAUGUAUCGGAAAUGGAUGAAAGUGAAGUGUAAGAACGCUUAUUUAUAUAAAAGGCAAACAGGGCAAAAUGGUAAGCAUCCAAAAUUCCAGGCCCAAAUGGAAAUUGGACACAAAUCAUAACAAAAUCACAUUACAACAGAGGAUAGAAUGUGGAAGUCUGCUAAGGGGGAAAAAAAUAAAAAUAAAUAAAUAAAUAAAUAUAUAUAUAAAUAUAUAUAUAUAUAAAAACUCUGAUUCAUCGUGUGUAAGCCAAAAACAUGAGAUGAGAUAAAAGAAAGCAAAGGACAUACAUAGAAUAAAGGGAUAGAGAGAGCAAACAAAUACGUCAUUAUUCUUGGCAAAAGAGCAAACUAAAUUUGCAAAGAAUGAAACUAGGGCUUUUAUAGAAGCUAUUCAAAGUACAUGAGUUACAUGUGAGAAUCUGAGUGGGUUUGAAUGUUGGAGAAUUUUGCGAUUUGCGAGUGAUGAUUGACAGUCAAUGUAAUUAAUCCUCUAUUUGACUAUUAAUGAAAUGAUGAAAAUACAGUAGAUUUGUAGGAUAAAUAGGAUCAGAAAUCCCAAUUCUAUGUAAAAUGACAAAAAUGAUUAAUAUAAUUUGUAUGAAUACAGAACAAUUGCUCACCUCUCUAUUCAGAUCAGCUUCCAAAGUUCAUCCAUCUAUGCUGCCAGCAUCAUUGUGAAACUAUCUUUUAGAUCACUAACAUAUCACUAUCUCAUAUGUUAUGGAACAUGGCUGGGAAAUUGUAAAUGAGAAAAGAUCUUGUUAUUUGGUUUUUAAGAGCAACAGGGAACCCUGACUAUUUUUUCGGAUAUUGUUAAGAAUGUUUCUUGUAUUAAAUGCCACUGAAACUAUACCAGCAAUAGCAUUGAGCCCUCGUGGCAUCAGUGUGGCACACAAGCUCUAACUUCAGCAUCAUCUUGCAAAUUUAUGUCUAAAAGUUUUUUAACAUAAAAGUAUUUUAUUUGUAUUAGUGUUCAUUAAAUGUCACAGGAUUGACUAUCACAGAAUCCUAACUAGUUGUAAAAAUCUUUCACCAGAAUCACACCAACUGCCAUGGGUCUCCACCAUGUUUGUUAUUCUCUGCAUUUAUGUAUUUUUUUUCUAAAUCCUAGCAGACAUAAACCUCCUAUUUAGUGUCAAGGUGUUUAACUCUCCUGUUUACAUUGCUAGAUUGUCUAUUAUAAAAUUAUAGAGAAUUACAGAUUGUCAAAAAUCCCAAAACUGUGACUAGUUGUUUACCUUUUUUUUUUUUUGCAGGCUGUUGCAAGUCAAUGCAGUAAUUUUUGAGUUUAAAAUAGUUCAAGGGCUCAGUUAUGGUUUAAGCACCACAUAAACCAAAGUGUGUUUAAAGAAAAAAACUUAUUUUUUAAAUUUUUUAAUUUUUUUACCGAGAGGCAGUUUAUGUAAUAUAAAUGUAUUCAUGGAUCAUACUAAAAAAAAAACGUAGUUCUUAAAACAUCAAAUGUGGCAAGAAUGUGACAAUUUGAAUUGUCAAAUAAAUGUAAUUCACACUUUUAAGGUAAGAAAAAAAAUCCAUUUAGUAUGUGAGACCCUUCUGUGACUUUUUAGCUCUUUUACAAUAAGCCAACUCAAGAACCUAUGCUGCUGUUUUCUUUUUCUGCAUGCAAGUACAAGCCUAACACAACUGUUAAUGUGUGACCUGGAUAUUUAAUAUUUGCAGUUUGUGUCAAAAUGUCCACAUCAGCUAAAUGGAAAUGAACUAAAUGGAUUUGUUUAAAAGAAAUGAGCUAUAUGUUUAUUAUUCAUGAGCUCAGCAGCUCAGACAUUAACAAACCUUGUCUAACAUUCCAA